Messenger RNA from Scatophagus argus, 3217 nucleotides. RefSeq names its product cAMP responsive element modulator a (gene crema). Gene Ontology annotation, molecular function: DNA-binding transcription factor activity, RNA polymerase II-specific; protein binding; RNA polymerase II cis-regulatory region sequence-specific DNA binding. Lineage: Eukaryota; Metazoa; Chordata; Actinopteri; Scatophagidae. The transcript has 8 exons. The record is from RefSeq and is a predicted model, not a curated record. Gene Ontology annotation, cellular component: nucleus; ATF4-CREB1 transcription factor complex. The coding region runs from base 621 to 1586 and encodes 321 amino acids. Gene Ontology annotation, biological process: regulation of transcription by RNA polymerase II.
UGUUAAAGUUUAUCAGGCUGCGUUAAGUGUGACGGAGUUGGACGGAUGUCGGAGGUUGAGCGACAGUUGUCACUUCAAAAUAAAAUGUUCCAAUAAAAUAAAAUGUUACAAGCGUGAAAAAUAAUCAAAGCUUCAAACUUCCUAUGAGCUGGGUGUUCAGCUUAUUUCCAAAUUUUGUUGAUUAAAGGACACACCGUUCAAUAAACGUAAACAUGAAACAACUGAACGUGACAGUGAGGCUUCGCUGUCAUUUUACAUCACUAAAACAGGGAAGUCACAUUUGCCUUCGUGAAAUUCUUUGAGUAAUUUGUCGAACUUGAUAAUUGAAAGUGCGGCAGUGCUAAUGGUUACUUUGGGGGGGGGAAAAUGAGGAAAGAAGUUAAAGUUGUGUUUACAAGUUGGGAGAAAUUCUACCCACCUUUGCAGCAGUUCAUCUAAAAAAUGAAAGCUGGACGCUGAAAUGCUUCAGCUGAUCUGCAAUCUUCAUACGUGCUUUACAGCAACACUUUCUAAUCAGGAAUCUCACUCUCUCAGUAGCAGAUAGUCACACGGGAUAGUGUUCAGUACAUCUGUUAUCAAACUGUGACCAUGUGUUUGUACAGCAGAAUCUCUGGUGGCUGAUGAUGGACGCCUCAGACUCCCCUCAGCUGGACAGCAGUUUGAAUGACUCGGUGACCGAUGGAGAGGAGAACCACAGCGACGCCAGUCCGCCUCCUGCAGCUCCUCCUCGGGCGUCGGUGGCAGCAGAGUCUCCCGGUGUGACUGUUGUCCAGCUGUCUGACGAACAGAUGCUGCAGGUCCAAGGGGUCAUCCAGGCCCCUCAGACCUCCGUCAUACAGUCACCACAAGUCCAAACUGUCCAGAUUGCCACUGUGGCAGAGAUGGGCAGUGAGGCACCAGUCACAGACUGCCAGAAGAGACGGGAGAUUCUGUCCAGGCGUCCAUCUUAUCGAAAAAUCCUCAAUGAGCUUUCUUUGGAUUCGUCGGCAGUUCCUAAAAUCGACGAGGAGAAGCUGGAGGAGGAGGUGGUGCCGGUCUCGAGCGUUGCCUCGGCACCGACCUCCAUCUACCAGACCAGCUCGGGACAGUACAUUGCGUUGGCUCAGGGGAGAGCCAUCCAGCUGAGCAGCCCUACAGCUGAAGGCCUUCAGAGGGCCCAGACCCUGACGGUGGCCAGCUCUCCCGCCCCGCAGCCCGGGGCCACGGUCUUACAGUGUGCAGCUCAGCCCGGAGACUCGCCGCAGCAGUUCUACAUUCAGGGAGGACAGGUGCUCAUCCAAGCUGCCACAGGAGACAUCCCUGCCUACCAGCUGCGUUCACCCAACUCGGGCCUGGCCCAGAGCAUCGUGAUGGCCGCGUCCCCGGGCGCCAUGCAGAGCCCGUCGUCGCAGCACGCCGAGGAGAUCACCCGUAAGAGGGAGGUCCGACUGAUGAAAAACAGGGAGGCAGCUCGCGAGUGCCGCAGGAAAAAGAAAGAGUACGUCAAAUGUCUGGAAAACCGCGUGGCUGUGUUGGAAAACCAAAACAAGACCCUGAUUGAAGAGCUGAAAGCACUGAAGGACAUUUACUGCCACAAAGCCGAGUAGCGGCGGCUUUUUGUGGUCGCGGGCUGAAGACAGUGUCGUUUACUAACUGCUACAGCAAAACAAAAAGAAAAAACAAACAAAAAAAAAAAAGAUAGAGACUCUGGAACAAAAACUGCUUCGACCGUCUUUGUUUCUCUGCUCACUCAGGCCUGGUUUAUGCUGAAUUCAGAGGAGUCCCAGUGAAUUCGAACAGUUCGAGCUCGCCAGAUUCGCUCUUGUUCUUAUCUUGUGGUCUUUGCAUGUGAAGACUCAAGUGUCCUACACACUAUGCUUGCUGUUGCUUUUGUGCACGGGCGAAGCCAGCCAAUGAGCGCCGGCUGAAGAAGAGGAACAGGAAGAGGAAAUGCAGGUGCUUCCUGAAAAUGUACCGCUGAAGUACAGAGAUUACGAAAAAACCCCUCAGCGGGUCAGCCGGGUCUCGCUACCAGCAAGGUCAAACGAGGUGCACACGGAGCUCCGCAGAUCCACCAGCAGCUGCAGCUCAGCAGCUCAGCCGUGUUUACCUGACGAUGCCUUCAGGGUCAUUAACGCUGUUGGGUUUUUUCUUCGGUCAUUUCAUGCAUUCCUUCAUGUGAAAACACAGUUAAAGAGAAAUAUCUUGAAAUGUUUUACCCACUGAAGUUGUUUUAGUUUGUGUAGAAGUUCUUUAUUUGGUCCGAAAGAUUUUUUUUUUUUUAACACAAAGUAUUCGAGAUAAAAACAUCUUAUGUUUGUGCACAGAACUUCAAAGUGUAUUUCAAGCCAUUGUUAAAUGAUCUGAAUCACAACAUGGUCCAAAAGAGCCUUUAUUUUUGGUGACUAAAGCGAGUUGAUUGUAGUGUUUGAAAUGACAGAGCACAACUGCUCUUUAGUCAAAGCACAGAAAAUACCAAAGUGUCAGUGUGGAUGUUAUCAGAGUUUAUAUUCUAUUACAUUUAUUUGGAGAAUUUCACUCCACACGUUUGUACACGCAGAUAUAACCCGAUAACUAGCUAAACAUGCAAAAUGGAAUUGUUUACGCCAUCCUGAAAAGUCAUUUUGUAAACCAACAUGAGAGAAAAUAGCUGUUGUGCUUUACUGUCACGCAAGCAUCAGAUUUGUUUUCCAAAUGAUGGAUAUCCAUUGUGGUAGAAAACUGUAUUUGAAUAUGGCUUAAUAUUAAAAUGCUCUGUUUAAAGGGUGAUGCCAAUUUCCUUUCUUUUUUUUUUUUAAUGUAAUGACGUUUUAUUUUAAUGAUAAUAUAUCCUGUUGUGUUCAUGCUUCUGGUGAUUUGGAAACUGCUUGCUUUUUUCUGUUUGUGUAGCUGUUGAGUUUGUUCUUCUGAAAAUAUUUUAUUGUUAGAAGAAAACGUUAGAAGGAGCACAUCUCAGUGGAACAGAGCGCCUCCUGGAACAGCCAAAGCUCUUAACGUAACAGUUAGCCUUGUCGUGAACCGACCAGACGAGCCGUCGUGGUUUGUGUUCACAGAGCAAAGCUCAUUCCAGUGAAAGGCAGGUGAUAACAAACUUAAGGUUUCCUUUGAUAUCGACUGAUCUGACCUUCUCUGCCGUUGCAAAUGGCUCCAUCUUGUUCUCUUCUCAGUGUACUUUCUUGUUUUAGUUGUAAAAAAAAAACAAAAAACAACUUUUAUCUAAUAAAAUGUUCAGAUGUGA